Messenger RNA from Cornus florida, 1317 nucleotides. RefSeq names its product probable aldo-keto reductase 2. Lineage: Eukaryota; Viridiplantae; Streptophyta; Magnoliopsida; Cornales; Cornaceae. The transcript is spliced from 6 exons. The coding region runs from base 56 to 1075 and encodes 339 amino acids. Gene Ontology annotation, cellular component: cytoplasm. The record is from RefSeq and is a predicted model, not a curated record.
ACACUUGUCUUCUGCCACUCUAUCUGUAAUCUACCUUUAGAGAGAGAGCACAGAAAUGGCACUACUGAGGAGGAUGAAAUUGGGUUCGCAAGGUCUGGAAGUAUCGGCACAGGGUCUGGGUUGUAUGGGUAUGUCCGCCUUCUACGGGCCGCCCAAACCCGAACCCGACAUGAUUGCCCUAAUUCACCACGCCAUCAACAAUGGCGUCACCUUCCUCGACACCUCCGAUGCCUAUGGCGACAACGAAAUUCUUCUCGGCAAGGCUCUGAAGGGAGGGAUGAGGGAGAAAGUGCAAUUGGCUUCGAAAUUUGCGGUCGUCCAUGUCGAUGGGAAGAUGGAAAUACGCGGCGAUCCGGCGCAUGUCCGUGCCGCCUGCGAGACGAGCUUGAAGCGGCUCGAUACUGAUUGUAUCGAUCUCUACUACGUGCAUCGCAUCGAUACUCGGGUGCCAAUCGAAGUCACGAUGGGAGAACUCAAGAAACUGGUUGAGGAGGGAAAGAUUAAAUACAUAGGACUAUCAGAGGCGAAUGCUUCAACAAUUAGAAGGGCACAUGCUGUUCAUCCAAUUACAGCUGUACAGAAUGAGUGGUCUUUGUGGGCAAGAGACUUGGAAACAGAAAUUGUUCCUACUUGCAGAGAACUUGGCAUUGGGAUUGUUCCAUAUAGUCCUUUAGGACGUGGAUUCUUUGCAUCAGGUGCCAAGUUGAUUGAGAACUUGACAGACAACGACAACCGAAAGAAUUUCCCUAGGCUCCAAGCUAAAAAUCUCGAGCAUAACAAUUAUGUAUUUGAGCGGGUUAAUGAAAUGGCAACGAAGAAGGGAUGCUCUCCGUCACAGCUAGCAUUGGCAUGGGUCCAUCACCAAGGGAAUGACGUAUGCCCCAUUCCUGGUACCACUAAGAUUGAAAACCUCAACAAGAAUAUUGCAGCUUUGUCUAUAAAACUAACACCAAAAGAAAUUACGGAACUUGAAUCUUUUGCUUCUGCUGAUGCUGUGAAGGGUGAUAGACAUGCUUCCAUGGCGUCUACCUGGAUAUAUUCAGACACUCCGCCUUUGUCUUCCUGGAAAGAAUAAAUUCAUGCCUUUUAGCGGCAGACACUCCGCCUUUGUCUUCCUGGAAAGAAUAAAAUCAUGCCUUUUAGCGGUGUACCUGUUUCACAUGUUCACCAUAUCAAAAUAUUUACAGAUAUAAUAAGCGACUUGAGUUAUUCCUUGCGUCCCAUGAACCAUGGUUUUAAAAUACACAAGCACAUGUAUACUGUGAGUCUGUGACAUUUGAAAUACAAAAACAGAGUAUCAAGGUGUUCCAGGAGCAA